Anarrhichthys ocellatus (wolf-eel) is the source of this 1197-nucleotide messenger RNA. RefSeq names its product uncoupling protein 2 (gene ucp2). The record is from RefSeq and is a predicted model, not a curated record. Bases 164 to 1102 code for a protein of 312 amino acids. Gene Ontology annotation, biological process: transmembrane transport. NCBI's taxonomy places the organism in Eukaryota, Metazoa, Chordata, Actinopteri, Perciformes, Anarhichadidae. The transcript has 7 exons.
CUGGGACAAAGUUCAGCCAGAGAGACGCCUUUAGAGAAUCCUGAUCUCUAAUGUUUCUUUCCUAAACUGCUCCAUUAAAGAUUUUGGAGGAGCGUUUUGUCCUGUCCACAUUGAUAAUAAGCCACUCUUCAAUCCAUCCAUUGAUCGAAAUAAUUCUGAAAAAAUGGUUGGAUUUGGACCUGCAGAUGUGCCUCCAUCAGCAGCUGUGAAGUUUGUAGGAGCAGGAGCUGCAGGCUGCAUCGCUGACCUGCUCACCUUUCCCCUGGACACAGCCAAAGUGCGGCUUCAGAUACAAGGAGAGCUCAGGGCUUCAGCAGCUGCAGGGAAAGGGUCUGCAGUGAGGUAUCGUGGAGUGUUUGGCACCAUCACCACCAUGGUGCGCACAGAGGGGCCCAGGAGCCUUUACAGUGGACUGGUGGCAGGACUCCAGAGGCAGAUGAGCUUCGCCUCUGUCCGCAUUGGCCUCUAUGACUCUGUCAAACAGUUCUACACCAAAGGCUCUGAUCAUGUUGGUAUCGGCAUUCGACUGCUUGCAGGAUGUACCACCGGGGCCAUGGCGGUUGCAUUUGCUCAGCCUACAGAUGUAGUGAAGGUCCGCUUACAGGCACAGGCCAGGCGUCCUGGGCAAGCCAGACGCUACUGUAGCACUAUUGAUGCUUACAAGACCAUUGCUAAAGAAGAAGGCAUUCGUGGUCUGUGGAAAGGUACAGCUCCAAACAUUGCACGAAAUGCAAUCGUCAACUGCACUGAGCUGGUGACGUACGAUUUCAUCAAGGAUUCCCUCCUUAAGUCCACUCCCCUGACAGACAAUCUGCCCUGCCACUUUGUAUCGGCCUUUGGUGCUGGGCUGUGCACAACAGUGACUGCCUCUCCAGUUGAUGUGGUCAAGACAAGAUAUAUGAACGCUGCUCUUGGCCAGUACAGCAGUGUCCUCAUUUGUGCUUCUGCCAUGAUGAACAAAGAGGGGCCGCUUGCCUUUUAUAAGGGGUUCAUGCCAUCUUUCUUACGCCUGGGCUCGUGGAACGUGGUGAUGUUUGUGACAUACGAGCAGCUGAAGCGAGCCAUGAUGGCAGCGAAUCACAACUUCACAGCUAUACCCUAACCAUCGUUGUCUGUGAGAAGGCGGGUGUUGUAGCACAGUGGUGUUGUUUACAAAUGUCUUUGCGUCUUGUUGCCUCCUAGUGUAUAUUUAAACUC